UGGGUUGUAAAGUUUGUGUGUGUGUGCGCGCAAGAGAAAGAAAAACAAAAACAAUCUCCGCAGAACCCGUUUAACCGCCGCGCCGAGCGGAGACGCUGGCUAUUCGGGUUUCGCCGCACAUUGGCCUAACUAGAAAGUCCAGUUGGACCGACCGAGGAGAACGAGAUUGAGAUUGUGUGACAGGGGUGGGGGGAAAGAGAAGAUGACACAAGAACACGAUAAUAAGAGAGCCGUUUUAGUGCUACAGAAUGAGCCUCUUUAUCCCCAACGCCGUUCCUACACCAGUGAAGAUGAAGCCUGGAAAUCAUUUCUGGAAAAUCCCCUGACUGCCGCCACUAAGGCUAUGAUGAGCAUCAAUGGGGAUGACGAUAGUGCUGCGGCUUUGGGCUUACUAUAUGAUUACUACAAGGUGCCCAGGGAGAAGAGGACAAUACCACCUGAGAAAAGUUCUAAUACUGACACGGAACACAACAAAAGAUUACUCACACCCAUGCAUCCUGCUCGUGUUAGAAGGGGAGUACGAUCUGGCAUGCUGCCUCCUUCACAACCAACAUCAAUGCUGCUUUAUGAUCGUCCAGAAGGAGGCACCAUUCAAACAGGGAACUCCAUGCCAUCUGCAGCAGAUCAGCCAGUAAUUUCUACAAUAGACAGCAGAGUGCAACAGUUGAGAGUUUUACCAGUCAAUCUGGUGUUGCCCAGCCACUCCAUUGGACAUGACAAAGUGAAUCAGUUUACAGCACCAGACACCACUGUCACGGUCUCUGUUACAACAAUACCACCCCAUUCCAUCAAAACAGAGUGCCACCCUAAUAACUUCACAGUGGGGACAUCUCCAGCAACAUACUGUGGGGAGCCUCCCGAGCGCAUCGUCAUCUGUGACCGAAAUCUGCACACUGACCACUUCGCCCCGUCUUUGUCUACGCAAAGGAGGACCCCAGACACCACCUUCACAGAGACAUUCAAGGAAGGGUCUCAGGAGCAGGUAUUUGGCUUUCCUACUGAUCUCCACAUUCGAAUGCCUACUUUAGAUACGGAGGAGUAUCCAUUUGAUAGAAUGGGUUCAUUUGAAUAUAUAUUGGAAGCUUCCAAGUCCCUUAAACAGAAGGCAUGUGAUGGGACUAUGACGUACCUGAACAAAGGCCAGUUUUAUCCCAUCACACUCAAAGAAGUGAGUGCCAACAAAGAAAUCCAUCACCCAGUCAGUAAAGUCAGAAGUGUGAUAAUGGUUGUUUUCGGCGAUGAUAAAAUACGCGACGAGCAACUCAGGCACUGGAAAUACUGGCACUCUCGGCAGCAUACUGCAAAACAGCGCUGCAUUGACAUCGCCGAUUACAAAGAAAGUUUCAACACAAUUAGUAACAUUGAAGAAAUCGCCUACAAUGCCAUCUCCUUUACAUGGGACGUCAAUGAUGAAGCUAAGAUUUUCGUCUCAGUCAACUGUCUCAGCACAGAUUUCUCGUCCCAGAAAGGAGUCAAAGGGCUACCACUGAACAUCCAGAUUGACACAUACAGUUACAACACCCGAAGCAACAAGCCAGUCCAUAGGGCAUACUGUCAGAUUAAAGUAUUCUGUGACAAGGGCGCUGAACGAAAGAUACGCGAUGAGGAACGUAAGCAGUCCCGGAAGAAGUCCAAAUCCAAUGACAACAGCUCCCAUCUUAGUACUCUCCACGAUGCAAAGAUACCCUUGAUUCCCAACCACAAGCAGAUGGAUGCCACAGUCUUCAAAUCCAUUCCCGAUCUUGUCACUCAGCCAGUUCUCUUCAUUCCUGACGUCCAGCAACGUACUGUGCAUGGCUUCCCUGUUGGAACAGAUGAACUAGAAGGUGAAGGAUCAGGGUUAAAAAGAUUGCCAUACUCACCAGAUGAAGAUUUUGGCUCACCCAACAAGAUUCUUAGGAUAGAAGAACCAAAGAAAGUUUUGCUUUAUGUCAGAAAGGAAUGUGAAGAGGUGUUUGAUGCAUUAAUGUUGAAAGCUCCUUCGCUGAAAGGACUAAUGGAGGCAAUUUCAGAGAAAUAUGAAUUGCCCUUUGAGAAAAUUGCAAAAGUCUACAAAAAGUGCAAGAAAGGCAUCUUAGUGAAUAUGGAUGAUAACAUUGUGAAGCACUAUUCCAAUGAAGACACAUUCCAACUGAAUAUUGAAGAAAUUGCAGGAUCCUACAAGCUCACGCUUGCUGAGAUAUGAAGAGAAUAAACUGGAGGCUCAUAUAAUUCUCAGCAAUUAUGAUCGAGCUAAUGAACCAUAUACAAUGUGAGAGCAAAGGAAUGAAAGAAAAAGUAUGUUUAUUAUAUAAAUCCACACUACAUAAGUUACUGCAAAACUCCAAAGUGAAAGAGCAUGCUGUACCAGCAAGUUGCUAUUGUUCUUCUCCGUGCCUUGUGGUGCAUCAGGUGGCGACCUGACCACUUCUUUAACUUUUGUCUAUUUUUUUUUAAUGAGUUGCUAGCUCGACACUCAUUCUAGCACAGAUGGAAAGUGUGCCUGCUGGUGGUGUAGUGACAGCCGCACUGAACUUUGAGGCGAGUGGUCCUGGGUUCAAAUCCGGCCGGCUCCUUGCAUGCUUAUCCUAGCAAGGUUUGCAUGUAAUCACCAGAGGCACAGCAGCACAGCAGUUAGUGCUACUACCGCUCUGGGUGCUGCUAGUGAGAGGUUUGCUCUGGUUUCCUCCCUCAUCUGAAAGGCAUGUUGUCAAUUGCCACUCGUGUAGGUGGGUCGCAGGAGAACUGGGGAAGGUAUGGGCCUCUGAGAACAUAGGUUACUACGAAGUAAGUGGGAAACUGCACAGGUGGGAAUGCUCUGAAACCCAACAUAUACUCAAUUGGCCAAACUGUCUACUUCUAUAUUGUUUUGGAAUAAAAACCUGAAUAAGAUAACAUAAAAAUCAACAACCAAUUGCUCCAAAGCGACGAUCCAUGUUUUCCUCCAACAGAUUCUGAUUUUUUUUCAUUCCUUUGGCCUCCCCAGGACUGUGAUAGAAAUGUUACUUUAAACACAUUGAGGACUUAGAUAUAAAAGAUAUCAAAUCCUUGUGUUGUAAUCAAAGAGAAUGACAAUAAUAAAGCUCUUAUUCAUUUUGUAUAUAUUAUGUAUAGUUUAUAAAGUGCAUAGCAAUGGUUUUCAAAGUUGAAUGCAACCUGGGGUUCAGAUAAUACCUGAUCCUUUUGGUACGCUGCAGCCUUGUUAUAGACAGCCCAUUAAUUGUGCAUCCUAUAUUUUUAAUAUGGAAGUUAAAUGAUGUUUUGUCUCAAUUCAAUUAAUGUCUUAAUUUCAGAUUUUAGAAAUUUAUCUUACCUUUUGAUAACUUUAAAAAAACUGCAGGAAACAACAUUUGAGACAGAGCACUUGAAGAAAAUCAUUUAUGAUAUUUUCACAAUAAUUGCAGUUAGACUCCUUUAUUAGGGAUUAGACUGGCAUAACUACAGGAAAAUGCAGUAAAUGGCAAAAGAAGCCAUAGAAAUAAAGCCAUUUUUGUGUGUAUGUGUGUUAAGUGCAAUAUAUUAUCACAGAACUAUAUACAUAGGUUUGGACUAUCUUUUAUCAUUGUAAUUUGCAAAGCAGUCAGUUUACUAAGACUGAGGGUCAGGGUCUAAGUUUUACAGAUGAAUUGUAUUGUUUGGAUUGUAUUUAAACAAAAUACAACUGCAUUUCUAAAUGUUUAUGAUGAAAUGUCGCUUUUCUUUAGAUGAAUAGUUAAGGCAAGUUUAAAAAUGUUUUGGGUUUCCUGGGAAUCUGUGAAGGGCUAUUAAAAAUGCAGUGUUCUUUUCCAGUAAGCUGACAAUUUGAGGCCAGCUUUUGCACUUCUUUUGAAUCAAAUAGUUAACUGAGAUGAUGCACUCAUUCAGACAGUGAUUAUCUUUAAGCAGGUCCCUGCAAUCAUUAGAAUAAAAUUAUUUCACUACAGCCCAUAAACUGUUUUAAUGCAUUUGAAUGGUAUCAAGAACAACUAGUUGUUCUUGUUAAAUUAAGUGUUCACUGAACAGUUACUUUGUAGGUCACCCUAUGGUAGACAAUUUGAUAUUAAAUUUCAAGACACUAGAUUCAAUAAUAAUCAAUGUUUUCAAAAUUUGCCAAUAUAUUUUUAAGGCACAUUACUAAUGAUGUUCACUUUGCUAGAGUAGCUUCACGUGUGAUCAUGUCUACUGAGGUGUCCAAAUAGCUGCCUGUUUACAAAGUCUAAAGUACAGAUUUGCCAGCUUCCAUUUUAAUUUAGUUCUGGCUGUUUAGUUUUCUUUGAAAUCCAGAGGCAGGGUCCACCCAUGGAUGUUUCAGGUUAUUGACCUAGGGGUUGUGAUGCAUUCUGCUGUAAUUAUAACUUGCAUCAAGGAAAGUGAGUCCCCAACCUCGAUGGAUGCUGUUGCAUCACAGUGGGGUUCCUUGCUUUAAAUUUCAGGGCCACCAUCCAUUCCAUCUGGGGCAUAUUUUGGAGAAAAUGCCCUCAAGUUAAUCUUGAGAAAAUAUCCUAUUUUCAACUAUAGGAUUGAGACAUACUUUAAAAGGGGAAUACUUACUUUCAAGUAUUUUUGUCUUUACUCCUAAGCAGAGAAAUAAGAAGACAUAAUUUUCAAUGUAAGAAUGAAACAAAAGAAUACAAAAGCUUCAAAUAAAUGUACUCUUAUUAAAACAUAUUUUUAAUUACAAUACUGUAUAAUGAGGCCCUGGACUUCAAUAGCCAAGGCAAAGCAUUAUUGCAGGUUUGUACAGUUACCUAGGGAAGGACUCUGCCCAUGCAUACUUUUGGUAAAAGGUCGUACUCCAGUUAAAUGUCUCGAUAUCUUCCAGAUAAUUAUGAUCCAGUUUGUUCAGAAUAAGAUGGAAAAGGGCUUUUUACAGCAAACUUUAUUGUAUCACUGAAAAUGUUUCACUGAUUUUGUUUUGAUGUGCAUUUGAAAAGAUGUAUUCCAACUUUAUUGUAUACCAAAGGGAAUAAAUUUUAUAUGGAUAUUUUCA
This is a messenger RNA of Mobula hypostoma (lesser devil ray), 4948 nucleotides long. RefSeq names its product grainyhead-like transcription factor 1 (gene grhl1). The coding region runs from base 203 to 2185 and encodes 660 amino acids. Gene Ontology annotation, cellular component: nucleus. Gene Ontology annotation, molecular function: RNA polymerase II cis-regulatory region sequence-specific DNA binding; DNA-binding transcription activator activity, RNA polymerase II-specific. The transcript is spliced from 17 exons. Lineage: Eukaryota; Metazoa; Chordata; Chondrichthyes; Myliobatiformes; Myliobatidae. The record is from RefSeq and is a predicted model, not a curated record. Gene Ontology annotation, biological process: regulation of transcription by RNA polymerase II.